AUGAGCGUUCAGGCGCCUCCCGCGAAAGCCGCAGAGGCUCAGAAGCCGAUCAAACAUGUCGACCUCCUCCCGGACCAGCUCUCCCUGCUCUACGCCAACCUGCAUCCCGUCCUGCUGCUGUCCCUGAUUACCUUCAGCUUCAAGAGCUUAGUCCGCGAUCCUGUCAAUACCCUCCUGGGCCUGGCGCCGACGCUCCUCAUUGUCCAAGCCAUCUACUGCAUAGUAUGCCUUCCCUCAUCCGGACAGACGCCUCCGUCGGCGCAUAAGCCCGGCCAGAAGAAAAAGGCCGUCAAGCCCGCUCAGGAUAUCUGGGCGAGGUUCGUGGUAGGUCACAUCUCCUUCCUAUGCCUCGAUUCAAGCAGAGUGCUAAUCAUCACGGUCUCACAGCCUGCCUUCCUCUCCUUCGUGCUUACCUUCUUCCUCUCCGCCCCGCUGCUCUACAUCAUCGUCAUCCUCUUCGGCGCUCCGCUCGUUUCGCACCAUCUCCAGACGCUGCUCCUGGCGCUCCACAUGGCCCUUCUGACUACGCCUCAUCUCUAUUAUGUGCAUGGACUAGAAGUCUCGACAUGGCUGCGGAUCGCGAGCUUGCAACAGCCUGUGGAUGAGAUAUAUGGAAUGUCGUUAGGCGCCUGCGUAGGUGCUUGGAUUGGAGCUAUCCCCAUACCUCUGGAUUGGGAUCGAGAGUGGCAGAAAUGGCCUGUCACUAUUGUGUGCGGGCUGUAUGCUGGAGCGGUGAUUGGUAAGCUCGUUGGAGGAUACUUGCUCAAGGGCAGCAAGAUGAAGAUGAGCUAG
Molecule: messenger RNA, 792 nt
Organism: Lecanosticta acicola
Lineage: Eukaryota; Fungi; Ascomycota; Dothideomycetes; Mycosphaerellales; Mycosphaerellaceae
Source: the annotation of a GenBank genome assembly